GUCAGAGAGAUACAUAGUUCUCAGUUCUCAUCACACAUUAACCUGCGAUGUCGAGUUGAUCGUUUAAUUCCCAUUUGAUUGAUGCUCGCGGAGGCCCUUUUUAAAUAAAACGGAUCAGAGCACUAAAUAUGGCCAGCAAAGUAUGGCAUACAGAAUUGUGGAAGUCAUGGGAUAAACACGGAAGAAACGAUUUCCUCAAGCUAAUCAAGCACAAAUUUAAGGAAGGCAACGCACCAGAAUGGAAGCGCGGAUUAUACGAAUUAAUAUCAAAUGGAAUCCAUGGGAAUGUAAAAAAGGACAGUGUAGUACAGACAUUAGGUGAACUUAUGAAUUUUGAUGGUGCAAUACCAUCUGCAAUAGUAGAUAUAUUUACUUUAAUCGAUGCAGAAGCACAUAAUGAAGAAAGGAACAAUUUUUACUAUAUUGUGAAAGAAUCUGAAAAGUUUUUGACCGACAGAAUAUUGAAAGAACGUUUAGAGAUUGAAACUUUGCAAGAUGUAGGAACAUUAAAAAACAAAAAUUUUCAAACAAAGUUUAUAAAAGUGAAAACAAAAUUAUAUUAUAAGCAGAGAAAAUUUAAUUUAUUUCGUGAAGAGAGCGAGGGUUAUUCCAAGCUCAUUGUAGAAUUAAAUCAAGAACGUCCAGGCAAUGAAGUAGCCUCGACACUGGAAAUCGUUAAAUCUCUUAUCGGUUAUUUUAAUCUUGAUCCUAAUAGAGUACUCGACAUCUUGCUAGAAACUUUUGAAAACCGACCGCAAGAUGAUGCUUUAUUUAUUCCCUUAAUACGCUCGUACAUGAGUGAUCAACAGGUACUUUGCGAGGUGUUAGGGUUUAAAUACUGCUCCACUGUCGACGCUACGCCAUUCUCGCUGCAAAAGGUCACCGCGCUUAUGCUGCAGCACAAUGUGAUUAAACUGGACGACAUAUUACCUUGGCUAGUGCCAGAUGAUAAAACUAUCAUAUUAGAUCACGAACAGGCGAUGAAGCAGGCUAAGGAGUAUGUGCGAAAAUUGAGUGUGAUUUCAACAAAGGACAAAGAAGACGUUGUGGAAGAGAAGGACAAUGCACAAGACAAAUAUGCGAACAAUCAAAAAUUUGUAUUAUGCGAAGCCCUUCUGGAAAUCGGAGCUUGGGAAGUGGCACAAAGCUUAUUCAAUCGUUUGCCAGAUUGUUGUUUCACUGAUCAACGUCCCAUAGCUUUAGCAUUGUGCAAAAUGAUUCAGGCUCUUAUUGAACCCGUGUAUAGGAAACAUUGCAUCGUUUCUCCCAAAUUGCCGGGUCGUAAAGUGCCUCCUUUAAAAAGCGCUCUCGCACCGCCACUGAUACACGAUUUGGAGGAUAUUCACGAGCACUUAUUGCCGAUGUUGAUCGUGCUUGGGCCGAAUCUACACCACGAUCCUAUUCUAAUGUACAAGGUGAUGAGGCUGUGUCAUACUGCUAUCAAGCACUGUCCUCUCGAUGUGGGCAAACAGCCGUUGAACAAGAACUGCAGUCUAUAUUACGACGUAUUGACAAUUCUCGACGUUGCACUGCUACCCUCGCUCUCUUUCAUGGACUGCAAUUGUUGCGUCGCUGAGGAAUUGUGGAACAUUUUGAAAUAUUAUCCUUAUCAAAAUCGCUACUGUUUAUACGCGCGCUGGAAGAACGACACUCCGUUACAGCAUGCAGCUCUGUUACGGAAACGAGCGGAUGCCCAAAAGAAAAUCAAGUCUAUCAUGAAACGCGUGAGCAAAGAGACGAUCAAGCCGGUCGGCCGAUCGAUAGGGAAACUUACGCAUUCUUCACCAGGUGUAUUGUUCGAUUACGUUCUCAUACAGAUUCAAUUAUACGACAACCUUAUAGGGCCUGUAGUAGACUCCUUAAAAUACUUGACAAAUAUUUCGUACGACGUGUUAGGAUACUGUCUUGUGGAGGCAUUAGCAGGUGCUGACAGGGAUAGAUUUAAACACGACGGCACCAGUAUAUCUUUAUGGUUGCAAUCUCUGGCUUCCUUUUGCGGAGCGAUAUUUAAGAAAUAUAACAUCGAAUUAACAGGAUUAUUACAAUAUGUAGCGAAUCAACUUAAAGCUCAAAAGAGUCUAGAUUUAUUGAUAUUGAAGGAGAUAGUACAAAAAAUGGCUGGUAUCGAAGCAGCCGAAGAAAUGACAUCUGAUCAAUUAGAUGCAAUGGCGGGUGGUGAUUUGUUGAAAAAUGAGGCCGGUUACUUCAGUCAAGUCCGCAACACGAAGAAAUCUUCACAGCGUUUGAAGGAAGCUCUUGCUGAGCACGAUCUCGCAGUCGCCUUAUGCUUGCUGAUGGCACAGCAGAAACACUGCGUCGUUUACAGAGAGACGGAUAAAUCUCAUCUGAAACUCGUUGGCAAGUUGUACGAUCAGUGUCAAGACACACUGGUACAAUUCGGAACGUUUCUGGGGUCAACUAUGACAGUGGACGAGUAUGUGGAGCGACUGCCUUCAAUUCAUUCUAUGCUCCAGGAUAAUCACAUACACUCGGAUGUUGCAUUUUUUCUGGCAAGGCCAAUGUUCGCACAUGCCAUAAAUAUAAAAUAUGAUGCCCUUCGUAAAGCCGAUCCGAAUUACAAGAAAAUGUCCACGGCUAUGAAACAAUUGAAAUAUGCGGAAGCCGCGCAAGCUGUUAUGGCACCCGUCGCUCAGUCAGUCAGACCGUUGCACCCUCUAAAAGUAUGGGAGGACAUAUCACCACAAUUCUUAGUCACAUUUUGGUCCCUGUCGAUGUACGAUUUGUAUGUGCCAGUGGAAAGCUAUCAAAGGGAAAUCAGCAAGUUGAAGCAACUCGCGGUACAGACGGCCGAUUCCAAAGAUAUGAAUAUAAGUAAAGGAAAAAAGGAACAGGAAAGAUAUACUACUCUGAUUGAGAAGCUGCAGGAUGAAAAGAAGAAGCAAGAGGAACAUGUUGAGAAAGUAUUUGCGUACCUGAGACAAGAAAAGGAUACAUGGUUCUUGUCACGAAGCGCCAAGUCUGCGAAGAACGAGACGAUAACGCAAUUUCUGCAGUUGUGCCUAUUUCCGCGGUGUACAUUCACAACUGUGGACGCCAUGUAUUGUGCGAAAUUUGUACAUACCAUUCAUUCCUUGAAGACUGCAAAUUUUUCGACCCUGCUUUGCUACGAUCGUCUUUUCUGUGAUAUUACAUAUUCAGUCACUUCAUGCACAGAGAAUGAAGCAAAUCGAUAUGGCAGAUUUUUGUGCGCCAUGUUAGAGACUGUGAUGAGAUGGCAUUCCGAGAAAGCCAUAUUUGAUAAGGAAUGCAGUAAUUAUCCCGGAUUCGUGACUAAGUUUCGCGUGAGCAAUCAAUUUUCCGAAGCGAAUGAUAUGGUCGGAUUUGAAAAUUACAGACAUGUGUGUCACAAGUGGCAUUACAAAAUCACAAAGGCUAUUGUAGUAUGUCUAGAUUCUAAGGAUUAUGUGCAAAUAAGGAAUUCUUUAAUAAUAUUGAUCAAGAUAUUGCCACAUUUUCCUGUCUUGGCAAAACUCUCUCAGAUCCUUGAGCGAAAAGUAGAAAAAGUGAGAGAGGAAGAACGUGGUCAACGUCAGGACUUGCAUGUUCUGGCUACAUCGUACAGUGGACAACUGAAGGCUAAAACUCCCAAUAUGAUACGCGAAUCUGAUUUCCAUCAUGUGGGCGACAAGACUGGAAAGAUACCAGAUACUGCGAAUAAUGAUACAAACGAAAAGGUUAGCAAUGGAGUAGCGACGAAAGAAAAUAAUGGAGACACUCGGCCCGAAAAAGAAAAUAAGGAGCAACGAGAAAAACGAAGUUCAUCCAAUCAAACGCAUCACAGUAUGAAUUCUUUGAAUAGUGAAAACUCUGAGAAGUUCAGGAAGAAAGAAGAUAGUAAGGAUGUCUCAGAAGCAAAAGAGAAAUAUAUCAAGAAGGAAGAAAUGAAAGACGAUGAAGGAUUAGACAAAAAGGAUCGUAAAUAUUAUAAGGAGGAGCAUUAUUAUAGCAGUGGUAUAGAUAAUUUAGACCGAGAUCUUUCCAGUGUAUCAAAUAGUAGCGCUAGUUCGGGACCGACGCAAGAAGGUCCUGAGAGAGUUUCAGAUGCAAAAAGAAGAAAAGUAGAAAGUGCCCCAAAGGAAGGGAGACGUGCGGAGGCUGUCCUUGAUAAAAAAGAACGCAGCAAAGGAAAAACGCGUGAAGAACAGAAGGAGCAGCGUAGAGAAAAGAAACAAGGACGGAAAAGGGAUCGGACGGAAGAAUCUAUGGUAAUUACCGAACAAAAGCGGAGGAAAGAUGAUGAGAGAGCCAAAAGUACGCAUCAGAACGGUGACAUUCCUGAACAUAGAGAAAAGCAUCAUUACAGUAAGGAAAAAUCUCCAUACGCAAAGGAUCGUCCACACGAACGCGAAGGACGCGAAAGCCGUGACAAACAGAAAAAGCACAAUAGCUUGGUAUGAUCCUUAAUUCAAGUGCACUAGAAGGAGUUCAGAUCCAAAAAGAAGAUGAUGUACAACAAUCGAAGGGAGCUCGACUUAACAUUUUUUAUGCUAUGUUUGAUGUUGCAUGUAAUGAACGUAGAAUUCGAAAUAAAGCAAAAAAAGAUAGUGGAUAA
Cataglyphis hispanica is the source of this 4573-nucleotide messenger RNA. It is a transcript of the gene tho2, whose product is annotated as THO complex subunit 2. The record is from RefSeq and is a predicted model, not a curated record. Bases 129 to 4418 code for a protein of 1429 amino acids. The transcript is spliced from 28 exons. Gene Ontology annotation, molecular function: mRNA binding. NCBI's taxonomy places the organism in Eukaryota, Metazoa, Arthropoda, Insecta, Hymenoptera, Formicidae. Gene Ontology annotation, biological process: mRNA export from nucleus; mRNA processing. Gene Ontology annotation, cellular component: THO complex part of transcription export complex.